Messenger RNA from Laetiporus sulphureus 93-53, 1443 nucleotides. RefSeq names its product NAD(P)-binding protein. Gene Ontology annotation, biological process: nucleotide-sugar biosynthetic process. Lineage: Eukaryota; Fungi; Basidiomycota; Agaricomycetes; Polyporales; Laetiporaceae. The transcript is spliced from 9 exons. Bases 62 to 1045 code for a protein of 327 amino acids. Gene Ontology annotation, molecular function: GDP-L-fucose synthase activity. The record is from RefSeq and is a predicted model, not a curated record.
GGACCUCGAUAACUGUACCUUCUCUUCCCAUUCGCGACGUCCAACUUUCCUUGCCUGCAAUAUGUCUGUCAUUCUAGUCACUAGAGGUACUGGUCUUGUGGGCAAGGCUAUCCAGCAUGUCAUUGAGACAGAGCCGGAGGGGUCGCGCUUUGGUAAGCAGCCCGGCGAACGGUGGAUAUUCGUUGGCUCCUCUGAAGCUGAUCUGAGGGAUCCGGAACAGAUGAAGAAGUUGUUUGAGAAGUACAAGCCGACCCAUGUUAUUCACCUCGCCGCGUUCGUUGGCGGCCUUUUCAAGAACAUGAAGUACAAGCUCACAUUCCUGCGGGACAACAUCCUCAUCAACGAUAACGUCCUCCACAAUGCAUACCUGAACAAUACAAAGAAGGUCAUCUCAUGCCUCUCAACAUGUGUCUUCCCGGACAAGGUCACGUAUCCGCUGGACGAGACCAAGAUCCACCUGGGCCUGCCGCACGAGAGUAACUUCGGGUAUGCACACGCGAAGAGAAUGGUGGAUGUCCAGAACCAUGCAUACAAGGACCAGUAUGGUUGCAACUUCACUUCGGCUAUCCCGACCAAUGUGUUCGGCCCCAACGACAACUUCAAGUUGGAGGGCUCACAUGUCAUUCCAGGCCUGAUCCAUAAGUGCUACCUCGCGAAGAAGAAUGGCACUCCAUUCGUCAUAUCCGGUACUGGGAAACCGCUGCGGCAGUUCAUAUACUCCUACGAUCUUGCCAAGCUAUUCAUCUGGCGGCUUCGCAAGUACGACGACGUCGAGCCUGUCAUCCUCUCAGUCGGUGAGGACGAGGAGGUGAGCAUCAAGGAAGUUGCGGAUGCAAUCGUCAAGGCAAUGGACUACAAGGGCGAGUACACGUUCGACACGACCCGCGCAGAUGGGCAGUUCCGCAAGCCGGCAUCGAACAAGAAGCUGCUGUCGCUCAUUGGUGACUUCCAGUUCACGCCGUUCGAUAAAGCCCUGAAUGACACGGUGAAAUGGUUCAAUGAGAACUACGACAGCGCCAGGACAGGCGCGAAGCCGGUAGCUUGAGAGGUUUACGGUGAACAUUCGGACUGUCUAUCUCACGCGGUGUGACGAUGCUUGUGUAUUGUGAACGGCCACUUGUUUGCAUGGACAAUAUCGAUUAGGCUCGGAUCAUCCAGUGGAUGCGUUGUGCCUUUCACUCAAUAACCUCUCAGUAUAGCAAGCUGCCGUCAAGUGUGCAAAUAAUCGAUAAAAAGGAUUAACGGAGUGCCUACAAAGGUAGCUGUAAUAGAAAGGACUUUGUUCAGGUAUGGCGUCUAUCUUCGAGAUCGGCGUUCUUGGGCGGUACGGUGUCGAAGGGAAGGGAAAAGGCUUCGUAAAACCACGACUUAACCAGUUGACGGUCCUGCCCGCCCUCGAUUGGUCCACCAGAGUUACCAGGCCAAUCGAUGUCCUGAUUACGC